Cylas formicarius (sweet potato weevil) is the source of this 746-nucleotide messenger RNA. It is a transcript of the gene RpL13A, whose product is annotated as large ribosomal subunit protein uL13. The transcript is spliced from 5 exons. Gene Ontology annotation, cellular component: cytosolic large ribosomal subunit; ribosome. The record is from RefSeq and is a predicted model, not a curated record. Lineage: Eukaryota; Metazoa; Arthropoda; Insecta; Coleoptera; Brentidae. Gene Ontology annotation, molecular function: structural constituent of ribosome; mRNA binding. Bases 98 to 712 code for a protein of 204 amino acids. Gene Ontology annotation, biological process: negative regulation of translation; translation.
GAAGAAGAGACAAUUGUGCUUUCCAUAAGGAUGCCGUUAACGCGUUAAACUGCAGUUAAAAUUUCCUUUUCUAUGGUCUUUUCAACACGAAGCCAUCAUGACGGGCUUUAGCGAGAAGGCUAUUCUUAUAGAUGGACGAGGUCACUUACUUGGUCGUUUGGCUGCUAUAGUAGCCAAAACCCUUUUGCAGGGUAACAGAGUUGUGGUGGUAAGAUGUGAGCAGCUGAAUAUUUCUGGUAAUUUUUUCAGAAAUAAACUGAAGUUUAUGUCUUUUCUGCGUAAACGGUGCAAUGUAAACCCUGCCAGAGGACCAUUUCAUUUUAGAGCUCCAUCCAGGAUUUUCUGGAAAACUGUCCGUGGUAUGUUGCCUCACAAAACUGAAAGAGGUAAACAGGCUCUUCGCAGGUUAAAAGCUUAUGAAGGCAUUCCUCCACCAUAUGAUCGAAGGAAACGUGUAGUUGUGCCUGGUGCACUCAGAGUCAUCUGCCUUAAACCUGGACGUAAAUUUUGCCAUGUUGGUCGUCUGUCACAUGAAGUUGGAUGGAAAUACCAGUCUGUGGUGCGCGCCCUUGAGUCUAAACGCAAGGUUAAGGCAGUAUUGGCAAUUCGCAAGCGUGACAAACUGAAGAAGAUUACCAAGCAAGCUUCAGUUAAAGUUGCUAAACAGACUAAACCAUUCACAGAAGUAAUCAACUCGUAUGGUUAUAAUUAGGUGUUUUUAAAAAUAAAACUGUAUAUUUACAUCA